UUUUUAUUGAAAAUGAAUGUCGUGAUGAAGAUCGUUUCCAUUGCCUGCUUCUUCCUGUUGCACGUACACGCUCAGGAGGAAUUUGAUUAUUUUGGCACUGCAUAUAGAGCAUUCGAUGACCAGUAUAUUGGUUGCCGAGAUGAAAUGGACCGCAAAAUGCAGAAAGACAACAUGAUAGAAAUGGAAAAAAUAAAAAAUAAAGAUUUCAAAAUUGCAUGGGAAGAAGCUGAAUACAUGUGGAAAAAUGUGAAGAAAGAUCAGGUUAUUUCAGUUCUUCCAAGAGGAUUCCAUGAUCUUCAUGGGACGGCCAUAGUAGCUUACACAGGUUUUAUUGGUGAUGAUUUUAAUAAUGCUUUGAAAUUAGCUGGCGAAUCCCGUGAUUAUUACAUAAAGAACUUCCAUUAUAAAUCCUUACAUUUCUACUUGACAGUUGGGAUGGAGCUUUUAUCGAAUAGGUGUAAGACAUUUAAUGAGACUGUUUACAAAAUAAUAGAUGAGUUUCCAUCUUACGUCACAUACCCUAUAAAGUUUGGACACUUUUUGUCGACAACAUAUAAACUAUAUGGCAAUUAUUCAUUUCUUACUAUCAUUACUCAAUGUGGUGUUAAAAUAGACAAAUUCUCACAGUAUCCAGAAGAAAUGGAAGUUCUGGUUCCAGGGUAUGAGAUGUUCGAAAUAUCAGAUUAUGCAGAAGAAUACCAAAGGAUUGUACUGACCAGCAUCCAAAAAAGCUGUAGCAAUUAUAAUUGUGCAUAUAUUGGAGGUAGGCUAUUUUUAUCUUGA
Molecule: messenger RNA, 783 nt
Organism: Bombina bombina (fire-bellied toad)
Lineage: Eukaryota; Metazoa; Chordata; Amphibia; Anura; Bombinatoridae
Product: T-cell ecto-ADP-ribosyltransferase 2-like
Exons: 2
Coding region: 13-783 (256 amino acids)
Molecular function (GO): NAD+-protein-arginine ADP-ribosyltransferase activity; NAD+ poly-ADP-ribosyltransferase activity
Source: RefSeq, a predicted model, not a curated record